AUGCUGUUUUGGCACACGCAGCCGGAGCAUUACAACCAGCACUCGACGGGCAGCUACUUGCGUGAUGUCCUUGCACUGCCAAUCUUCAAACAAGAAGAACCUCAACUAUCUCCUGAGAAUGAUGCAAAGCUCCCUCCCUUUCAAUAUGUGCUCUGUGCAGCCACAUCUCCUGCUGUGAAGCUUCAUGAAGAGACUUUAACCUAUCUCAACCAAGGUCAGUCUUAUGAAAUCCGUCUCCUUGAGAAUAGGAAAUUGGGAGAGUUCCAAGAUUUAAACACAAAAUAUGUAAAGAGCAUCAUUCGAGUGGUUUUUCAUGACCGACGUUUGCAGUAUACAGAGCACCAACAACUGGAAUGCUGGAGAUGGAGUCGGCCUGGAGACCGCAUCCUCGACAUAGAUAUCCCACUAUCCGUUGGUAUCUUAGACCCCAGAGCCAGCCCAACACAAUUGAAUACGGUUGAAUUUUUGUGGGAUCCAUCUAAAAGAGCAUCAGCAUUCAUUCAGGUACACUGCAUCAGUACAGAAUUCACUCCAAGAAAACAUGGAGGAGAGAAAGGAGUACCCUUCCGGAUACAAUUUGACACAUUCAAGCAGAAUGAGAAUGGCGAAUAUACAGAACACUUGCAUUCCGCAAGCUGCCAGAUCAAAGUGUUCAAGCCCAAAGGAGCUGAUCGGAAGCAGAAAACAGACCGAGAAAAAAUGGAGAAGAAAACUGGUCAAGAAAGGGAGAAAUACCAGCCUUCUUAUGAUACAACCAUUCUCACAGAGUGUUCCCCCUGGCCAGAUGUGCCUUAUCAAGUAAACAAUGCACCGUCUCCGAGUUACAACAGCUCUCCAAACAGUUUCAGCCUUGGAGAUGGAAACAGUUCUCCAACUCCCCAGGUCGAGCUCCUGCCUCCCAGCAAUGACCAUCUCCUUCCUUCUGCUUCUAUUCAAGAUGCUCAGCAGUGGCUUCAUCGAAACAGAUUCUCUCCAUUCUGUAGACUGUUUUCAAGUUUUUCAGGUGCUGACUUACUGAAGAUGUCCAAAGAAGAUUUUAUUCAGAUCUGUGGGCCUGCCGAUGGCAUUCGACUUUUUAAUGCCAUUAAAGGAAGGAAUGUAAGGCCCAAGAUGACUGUCUAUGUCUGUCAAGAACCUGAGCAGAAUCAACCUCAUCUUCACCAAAAACGAGAAAAUGGAGAUGGAAAUCUUUGUGUAUACCAUGCUAUCUUCUUAGAAGAGCUGACAACUCUGGAAUUAAUGGAGAAGAUUGCAAACUUGUACAGUAUUUCCCCACAGCAGAUAAACCGUAUCUAUCGGCAAGGACCUACGGGAAUCCAUGUGUUAGUGAGCAAUGAGAUGGUACAAAACUUCCAAGAUGAAUCAUGUUUUGUCAUCUCAACGUUAAAAGCUGAAAGUAAUGAUGGCUACCAUAUCAUUCUGAAAUGACCACCUUCUCGCUGUCUGUUGGGACUUUCAGCAGCUUUACACUAUGAUGCCAAUAACCCAGAC
This is a messenger RNA of Gekko japonicus, 1491 nucleotides long. RefSeq names its product transcription factor CP2-like 1 (gene TFCP2L1). The coding region runs from base 1 to 1428 and encodes 475 amino acids. Gene Ontology annotation, cellular component: nucleus. Gene Ontology annotation, molecular function: DNA-binding transcription activator activity, RNA polymerase II-specific; RNA polymerase II cis-regulatory region sequence-specific DNA binding. Gene Ontology annotation, biological process: regulation of transcription by RNA polymerase II. Lineage: Eukaryota; Metazoa; Chordata; Lepidosauria; Squamata; Gekkonidae. The transcript has 15 exons. The record is from RefSeq and is a predicted model, not a curated record.